Molecule: messenger RNA, 1408 nt
Organism: Eubalaena glacialis (North Atlantic right whale)
Lineage: Eukaryota; Metazoa; Chordata; Mammalia; Artiodactyla; Balaenidae
Gene: THUMPD1
Product: THUMP domain containing 1
Exons: 4
Coding region: 98-1306 (402 amino acids)
Biological process (GO): tRNA modification
Molecular function (GO): RNA binding
Source: RefSeq, a predicted model, not a curated record
UCGCGCAUACCUGACGUAAUCAGCCCGCGUCAGCAGAGGUGAGGGCGCGAGGGCCGUGGAGAAGCACGUUUCUCGCUUGCCUCAGCGCUCACGUACCAUGGCGUCCCCCGUCCAGCAGUCUCCUCAGCCUGGCGGCGGGAAGCGCAAAGGCAAAGCUCAGUACGUGCAGGCCAAACGGGCUCGGCGCUGCGAUGGCGGCGGGCCCCGGCAGCUGGAGCCCGGGCUACAGGGCAUUCUCAUCACCUGUAACAUGAACGAGCGCAAGUGCGUGGAGGAGGCCUACAGCCUGCUCAACGAAUACGGCGACGACAUGUAUGGUCCAGAAAAGUUUGCAGACAAGGAUCAGCAACUCUCUGGAAGUGAGGGAGAAGAUGAUGAUGUGGAGGCCGCCUUGAAGAAAGAAGUUGGUGACAUUAAGGCAUCUACAGAGAUGAGGCUGAGAAGAUUCCAGUCAGUGGAGAGUGGAGCAAAUAAUGUAGUCUUCAUCAGGACACUUGGGAUAGAACCUGAGAAAUUGGUGCAUCAUAUUCUCCAAGAUAUAUACAAAACCAAGAAGAAGAAGACUCGGGUUAUUCUACGAAUGUUACCCAUCUCAGGCACAUGCAAGGCUUUCUUAGAAGACAUGAAAAAAUAUGCAGAAACAUUUUUGGAACCCUGGUUUAAAGCUCCAAACAAAGGGACAUUUCAGAUUGUAUAUAAAUCUCGAAAUAACAGUCACAUGAAUAGAGAAGAAGUUAUCAAAGAAUUGGCAGGAAUAGUAGGCAGCCUCAAUUCGGAAAAUAAAGUAGAUCUUACCAAUCCACAGUACACAGUGGUAGUAGAAAUCAUUAAAGCUGUCUGUUGCCUGAGUGUUGUGAAAGAUUACACGUUGUUCAGAAAAUAUAAUCUCCAGGAAGUGGUGAAGAGUGCCAAGGACUCGUCACAGCUUAACCCAAAGCAGGCAGCGCUAACAGGAAAUGGGAAAGAAGCUAAAUUGGAAUCUGGUGACAAAUCAAAUCAAAAUGACCCAGCAGAAGGAAAAAAUAACCAGCAGGUGGUACCAGAGGAUAGUGAGGAGCUGGGUCAGACAGAACCAAUAUCUGAGACACAUGAGGUGAGUGAGGGGGCCGCUAAACCUGAACUUGCAAGUCAAGUCACAGAAGGAUCUAAGAAACAUGUGGUGAGUGAGGGGGCCGCUAAACCUGAACUUGCAAGUCAAGUCACAGAAGGAUCUGAGACACAUGUGGUGAGUGAGGGGGCCACUAAACCUGAACUUGCAAGUCAAGUCACAGAAGGAUCUGAGUCACAUGAAAAUGACCUCUCAUAGGAAGAAAAAUCGUUUGGUGUUGGAGGUGGAUUUCUCAACUGCGGUUCUGUGGAAUGUUGCUGGGAUUCUAUAUAAAAUUGUUACUAAAAAUAUUGUUUUUGA